AUGUAUGCCUACAGACGAACUAGGCAAAAUACCCCACAGCAAGCCCAUAAACCGCGCCUCAUCCGUAGACAAACAUGCUAUUUUGCAAGAGAAACCUUCAUAGUUGCCGUUGUCUGCAUUUACAUCGAGCACGAUAAAUCAGGAUUUGACGGAGGACUCGGCAUGGCACUGUUUCUCACCCCAAAUGAAGCCCGAUUAGGGUCGUUGAAUCUUCCCCCAAUUGUUAUCGCUCUCCCACAGUUGCCAAACAUCAUUUCCGAGUGGGCAGCUAUCAUUCCUCUCUUCAGCCAUCUUGCAAGCCACCGAAAUGACUAUCUAAUCGCUGGCGAAGUUGCGCUCUCCGCGAGACUAUCGAUCGACUUUCUCCCCAAGCUGGGGACACUCUCUGGAUUGUCUCGGCUGUUAAGGAGAGGCCAGGAGUUCUUUGACCAGGCAAGCCUCAAGGGAGGUUCCACGCAAAUCAUCUGGGACGUUCUCUGGGGCAGCGAGUUCCCAUGCGCGAAUGGAAGUGCAAGUGCUGCAAUCGUUAGUGAGGCGCUUCGAUACCGAGAUAAUACAUGUAUUAUUCAAAUGCCCGAGAACGUUUCCGAAAUGUCCAAAGACAGUUGUUCCAUAGCCUCGAAAGGGGAGAAUACUUCAGAGGCCUCAACAUCCUCAUUUGCGUCUCCUCCUCCCCCAACGUUGUCACAGCUGCGAAGCCCCCAAUCUCGUCGUACUCAAACCCUUCACGUAUUACGCAUUUCUCGCAGAGCCCCGCGCCAGUCCUCAAGAAAUAUCCUGACCUGUGGUCUCCCUAACCCCGUUCAGACUCUGUGGGCACUGAGUUGCAUAGUAGGCUUUAUAUUUCUCGUCCUAUGUGGCACUUAUGGCACCGCCAUGGUGCUGGCCUGUAGUGCGACCUCGUUUAUUGUGGCAUACAACGUUGAAGUUUCACGUACACCAGGAUACCUGGACAAUAAUGAGACAACGCCUACGGCAUUUAUGUUGUCUGCGCCCCAUGCAAAUGCCACAGAAUGGCAGUUGUUCGUCGGUGAUCGUGGCGUCGUAGACUGGCUGUUAAACAAGACCAUGGUGACCAUCCCUUGCGGCAAGACCAACACGAGGCUAGCUGCGAGAUGGAUGCAGGUCGCACACUGGUUGCAGCUGGCGGCCAUGACUUUCUCCGCUGCUGAAAAGGGAUGGGACGGUGUGUUUAUGUUUGGGUUAUGGGUACUGAAUGCAGCGUUUAAGCUGCGUUCGAGAUGGCGGGGAUUGGCGCGAGCCUGGCAAGACCAGGAAGGUGUGGAGGUGGCAGUAAAAAGCUUCGAAUUCACUGGGCGCUCUGCUCUUAUAGGCGCCGUGCACAAAUUCAGCGGCACUCGUGUGACAAGCUGGAUGGACGACAUCCUGGUACCACACCCGAGGCGAGACUCAUGGCUGCAGGCAUUGGAUGGUGAGUUGCCUGAAAAGGAAGUAUUGGACGUGCAUGAACGCGCUCAAGUUUAUCUCAGGGCGCAGCUUACUCUUGAAGCGGUCACGGUGUUGAAAGCCCAUGUUCCCUUGGACGAGGUGUAG
This is a messenger RNA of Talaromyces atroroseus, 1554 nucleotides long. RefSeq lists its product as hypothetical. The record is from RefSeq and is a predicted model, not a curated record. Bases 1 to 1554 code for a protein of 517 amino acids. The transcript has a single exon. NCBI's taxonomy places the organism in Eukaryota, Fungi, Ascomycota, Eurotiomycetes, Eurotiales, Trichocomaceae.